AUGACCACCAAAGGAAGCUGCAUGUGUGGGGACGUCGAGUACCAGUUCACUGGUGAGCCCGCAAUGAAGGCUCUGUGCCACUGCAUCGAUUGCCAAAAGUGGACUGGCGGUGCCUUCACCUCCAACGCGGUCGUGCCUCGAACCUCUUUCCAGGUGAACAAGGGAAGCCCAAAGGCUUAUGACAUUACAGGUGACUCGGGCAAGAUCAACAAGCACUUCUUCUGCUCCAACUGCGGAUCUAGCCUGUACACCGAGCUCGAGAUCAUGCCUGACAUGACUGUCAUUAAGGCUGGUGGUCUGGAUGGUGGUGCUGCAAGCCUUGGUAACGCGAUUGGAGCUGAGCUCUAUGUGAAGGACAGGGUCUCCUACCUCCAGAGCAUCGAUGGCGCGAAGCAGGAGCAGAAGAUGUAG
This is a messenger RNA of Emericellopsis cladophorae, 411 nucleotides long. RefSeq lists its product as uncharacterized. Gene Ontology annotation, molecular function: carbon-sulfur lyase activity. Bases 1 to 411 code for a protein of 136 amino acids. Lineage: Eukaryota; Fungi; Ascomycota; Sordariomycetes; Hypocreales; Bionectriaceae. The transcript is spliced from 4 exons. The record is from RefSeq and is a predicted model, not a curated record.